UUCGCUGAGCCUCUCUCUCUCUCUCUCUCUCUCCACCUCACCUCACUCCAUACUUCGUACUUCGACGAGCAUUCAAGCUAUUUGAGUUCGUGCUUUUCCUGUGUUCUUUUUCCCUGAAAAUAUUUGAGGAAGCUUUCAUCUUCUUCGACGGAGAGGGUGGAGACCGCAAAAUCAAUCUGCAAGAAUUCACCAAAGGGCUGCAACACCUCUUUGACUUCAUUAAGAAGGUGGAAGACCUCUUCAAGCAGCUGGAUGCAGACAACAGCGGCUACCUAGAGAGGAGCGAGCUCCGAGAACUUCUCAACAGGUCCGGGAAAAAGUUCACCGAUAAAGAUCUUGACGAGAUGAUCAAGCAAGCCGACUCAAGUGGGGACGGGAAAAUCUCCCUCCAGGAGCUUAAGGAUGCUUGCUCUUAGAUUAACACUUUUCUCCUUUUUUAUAUAUCGGACUUACAUAAUUAUAUUAUUAGCAUUAAGUACAGUAAUGUUCUGCGUAUGUUGGUAAGCUUACCCCUUGGUCUUUUUGGAGGCAGCAGGUGGCGUUUGUGAUUCCUAAAAGUGCUUUUGUUAAUACUUAGUUUCUGAAAAAAAAAGUCGAACUGCCACAGGGAUGAGAAACCAAAGAGGUCUCGUGUAUUUUAGAAACUAGUUUUGUCCCAAAAGUGAAGGUAAAUCAACUUUAAAAAUAAAGCCAAAGCAACGCAGUGAGGCAAGGGAAGUGCGGCGGAUUUCUAGGGAACGGAAUUUAAAAACAAGAUUCUAGACCGUGAACAAAAUGGUCACAUUAAUGUGGAACUGAUGCUAUUGCUAUUAUGUAAUACCAUUUAGUAACAAAAAAUACAAUCCCAUUUUCACCGAAUUUUAAUUAAAGGGAAAAGAACACAACGUCAGACUUCAUCACAAAUUGAACAAUAGGCUUCAUGUUCAAAACGACGCCAGGUGGUUGGUUCAAAUAAUGGAAGAAUUUAAAGUAAGCCACUUUGAAAUACCUACUUAAGCCAACAAUGUUGUAGCAUAUUGGAAAAUGUAUUACUUUGAGUCGGGUCUUGUUGAAUAAUUAAAAAAAUAUACAUGUAUUUUGCUAAGGAAAAAAAAAGAUUCACGUUACGAGUAUUAAGGGAUAUCAGCAUCUUAUUUUUUUCUAACACUGUUAACAGUCUAUGUAUCAGCAAUGCUCAUAAUACGGUGCAAAAGUGGGUCACUUGUUUAUCAGUUUUGAGUCCUUUUUCUGUAGUUUUAUACUUUUCAUUUAUUCAACUUUGUAAUGAAAAUGAACGCAGAGCUGUGUAGGGCUCCCUCUUGUUUGUUUUAACAGCAUAGGCAAAUUUACAAGCCUGGCUCAGCAUUCUCAGCGUUUUCUUUCCAUCCUCUAAGAGUUUACAUGCAUUUCAUGAGUUUGCAUCCAAAGCUUCUAAAAUGUCAUUUUCAUAUCGCAUAAUCUCAAUUUCUCCAUGUUUUUUCCCCCCCGCCUGUUAGAUUGGUAGAUCCUGAUUUCUGCUAGCAGCGGAUUCAGUUAGACUCAGUGUUUAAUUGUAGUAUUCACAGGCUGUGGUUUGAUGAAUAAACUUACUUUUUAACAAUUUA
Molecule: messenger RNA, 1583 nt
Organism: Aplysia californica (California sea hare)
Lineage: Eukaryota; Metazoa; Mollusca; Gastropoda; Aplysiida; Aplysiidae
Product: neo-calmodulin
Molecular function (GO): calcium ion binding
Source: RefSeq, a predicted model, not a curated record